CACACUAUCAGCCUCUCGCGCGCACGAUAACAAAACAUUGCUCGACGCAGUAACACUAGUAACUAAACAUUCACGGUAACACCACACGUACUAGUGCAAAAAUCAACAGUUUUCACGGCAACCGUGUCAACGAUAUGCAAGCCUGGGGUGUUCAAAUGGCGUGACGCUAUCGACGAGGUACAGUGCCGUUCCCGUGGCAGCCAAACAUAAACAUCGCGUGAUCGAUAGCAGUUGGAAGAGGGUCGCGUGUUGUGGUGGUGGUGGUGCGCCAGGCAUAGUUGUCGGGCAUCUGAGCGGAGCGGCGCGCGUCUAGCCAGUACCACCAGCGGGAACAAUGAGCGCGCCUUGACCUUGCGGUGCGCGGGAGGCAGGGGCGCACGAUGACGCCAGCGCGGCCGGCUCGCGGUUCGGCUUUCGGGUGCGAUCCUUCGCGGACGGCAUCCGCGUAAUCAGCGGUCAGUGUGAUUCUGAAGUACGUCGAAAAUUCCGGGGCGGGUGGGCGGCGCCGCGACGCCGGGGACUCUCACGCCGCACUCAUUCUGCGAGUCGGCGCCGACGCCGACGCGCUUCGAACGACCGACCGACCGAGCCGACUCCCGCCGAUCGAGUAAACCGCGACAUGCGCGCGCACCGUCAUGGGUAACGUGCAGUGCUGCGCCAGCGGACGCUUCCCUGUGGGCAAGCCGCCUAAGAAGGCGAAGAACAAGAAGAAGACGAAAGGACUAAAGGGUGUCAGCAAGAAGAAUAGUAGUGUGAGUAGUGGAAAAGGUAACGGUAACGGAGCCGUGCAAAAAGUGGCGACGAUGGCAGAGGACGGCUCCGAGAAAGCUGCGCCGGCGGAGACGCUGGUGCAGGCUGCUCCUACAGCCGUGGACGUACCCGACGGGGUGCUCCCGCGGCAGGAGGAGAACGAGAUGCAACAGGCAAACGAUAGUAGAUCAGGAUCAAGUUCACCUCGAACGGAGAGUAUGGCGGCUGCGAGGGAACGAUUCUUUGGUCAGAUACCAGAGUUUUCGCUCGAUGGGAGCAACAGUAUAAAACAAAACGGCAGCGCCAAGGAUCUGGUUUCCGUCAUGGAAAACCUGAAGAAAGGCAAUCUCAUGUCUCGACAAAAUCAGACUUUGAACACCCAAGCUACCAGUUCAUCGACACAACAGAUGGUGUCAAGUACGACUUCAAGCAGUGCCUCAUCGAGCCAGAGGUUGCAGAGUUCAUCGCAGCGACUUGCGCACAUGGCUAACACUGAGAGGAAAGCGAGCUCCAUGAAGUCUGAUCUUUCUGAACUUAAAAGCUCUAUUUCUGAGAUGAAGACAUUGAGCAACACAGCUGCGAAAAAUUUCAGUCAAAGAAUAAGAAGCUCAAUGGAGAAUAUUGUUGAUCAAGAUGACUUAGCUGAUCGGAAUAUGCCCGUUAUUCGAGAUCUGAGUGAUAUGGACGACAUGGGCGAUAUUAGUGACAUGGGAGAAUUGUCCAGCGAAGGUCCCCUUGUCACUUUUCCGGAGUCUGAUACGCCACCACCCAUAACGGAAAAACCAUCCCUGCUUUCCAGCAGUGGCGCUGUUGUUGGAUCAAGCACAGCAAAUGAACUUAAAUAUAGUGCGGCACGUAUGACAUCUGCAAGUUCUACACGAGUUGUUGCUGAUGGAUACAGUGCAUCACGGUCUGCAUCCAACAGUACAAAAAUGCGCAGACUACAACAUGGUGAUGUACAAUAUGCUGAACACAGUGCAGCUAGUGCAUCACAUCGAUUACUUCAAGCAGAAGGCCUUACUGCAGAACAAAACGCUGCUUCUCUACAAGAACAAAGAUCGUUGAAAGCGGGCGAAGUAACAGCACAGGAGGCAAACAACAUGACGACUUCCAGUUCAAGACUUCAGACUGAAGCUUUCAGUGCAGAAAAAAUGGCAAUGGCUACCGCACAAGCUCGGCAAACAGUUACCUCGAGUGGGAUGUUUAGUCAUAAGGAACACUCCAGCGUCGCUCAUUCUAAUAUGACAAUUUCCAGUAAGAACUUGUCAACCAAAUCGACACUCCAUACUUCCUCACAGAUGAGUCAACUAUUGAAUGGAGCAAUCAAACCAGGAGAUGAAGAUCUUACUAAUUUAACAUUUGACGAUUUAGAUAAACUAAAUGGAAAAUCAAACCAAAAAGAUGUAGAAAUGGCUAUCCAAAAAUAUUCAUCUAGAUUGAAUGCCUUUAUUACAUCUAUUAAGAAUAAUCAAAUGGAUAUGAAAAAUGCAUCAAUGCAUUUCAACAAAUUAAAUGAAAUGUUACGUCGAGCGUGGGCGGUGCCAACUUACGGCCACGAACUUGGAUAUUCUCUAUGUAACACACUAAGAGAAUCUGGAGGUCUUGAUAUACUUAUGGGCAAUUGUUUGGAAUAUAGCAAUCCUGAAUUACAAUUCUCAUCUGCAAAACUACUUGAACAAUGCCUUACGACUGAAAAUAGAGCUCAUGUAGUACAAAAUGGUCUUGAAAAAGUAGUGAAUGUUGCAUGUUUUUGUACAAAACCCACAAAUUCAGUGGAUCAUGCAAGAAUUGGUACAGGGAUAUUGGAACAUCUAUUCAAACACAGUGAAAGUACUUGUGGAGAUGUUAUCAAACUAGGAGGUUUAGAUGCAGUUCUAUUUGAAUGUAGAAAGAAUGAUAUAGAAACACUCAGGCAUUGUGCAACAGCACUCGCUAACCUAUCCUUGUAUGGUGGUGCUGAAAAUCAAGAAGCAAUGAUCAAGAGGAAAGUGCCGAUGUGGCUAUUCCCGCUAGCGUUCCAUAAUGACGAUAACAUUAAGUACUAUGCUUGCCUAGCCAUAGCUGUUUUGGUUGCAAACAAAGAGAUAGAAGCCGCCGUCCUUAAAUCUGGAACACUGGAUUUAGUAGAACCCUUUGUUACUUCUCAUAAUCCUUCCGAGUUUGCACGAUCAAAUCUUGCUCACGCUCACGGUCAAAGUAAGAACUGGUUAAAAAGGUUAGUCCCAGUAUUGAGUUCAAAAAGAGAAGAAGCCAGAAAUCUAGCAGCUUUUCAUUUUUGCAUGGAGGCGGGAAUUAAAAAGCAACAAGGAAACACAGAAAUAUUUAGAGAAAUCGGUGCAAUAGAAUCGUUAAAAAAGGUGGCCAGCUGUCCCAAUGCUGUUGCAUCUAAAUAUGCUGCACAAGCUUUACGACUGAUAGGGGAGGAAGUGCCUCAUAAAUUAUCUCAGCAAGUUCCUCUUUGGUCCAUAGAAGAUGUACGAGAAUGGGUAAAACAGAUAGGCUUCUCAGAAUAUGCAACAAACUUUUAUGAAAGUAGAGUCGAUGGUGAUUUGUUACUCCAAAUAAGUGAAGAAAACCUUAAAGAAGAUAUCGGUUUGCAAAACGGAAUCAAACGCAAAAGAUUCACGAGAGAACUUCAGCAACUGAAAAAAAUGGCGGAUUACACUUCUCGGGACACAAGCAGUCUCAACGACUUUUUGCAAGGCAUUGGACCAGAGUACACUAUUUAUACAUAUUCAAUGCUAAACGCUGGUGUUGACAAAGAAUCCAUCCGAGGACUUAGUGAUGAACAACUAGAGAAUGAGUGUCGAAUUAAGAAUAGUAUACAUAGAUUAAGGAUUCUAAAUGCUAUUAGAGCAUACGAGUGCUGUUUGUUAAGUAAGGGUGAAGAAAAUAUGGAGAAGAAUUUGGACGUGUUCGUUAGUUACCGUAGGUCUAACGGAUCUCAACUGGCGAGUUUACUAAAAGUCCAUCUUCAGCUUAGAGGUUUCACAGUGUUCAUAGACGUGGAACGUUUAGAAGCUGGAAAGUUCGACAACAAUUUGCUGCAGAGCAUACGUCAAGCGAAACACUUCUUGCUUGUGCUUACGCCUAAUGCACUCGACCGGUGUAAAAAAGAUACUGAUAGAAAAGACUGGGUUCACAGAGAGAUAGUGGCAGCGUUGCAAUCACAAUGCAAUAUUGUACCAAUUAUCGACAACUUUGAAUGGCCUAAAGCUGAAGAACUUCCUGAAGAUAUGCGAGCAGUAUGUCAUUUCAACGGUGUGAGAUGGAUACACGACUACCAAGAUGCAUGUGUCGAUAAGCUAGAAAGUUUCCUCAGAGGAAAAUCCAAUCUCGCUAAUCGACUUGACGGACAAUUAAGGGGUCGUGGGGAUACGCAGACCCCUGGAACUGCCACCAUUGGACGAGGACCACCGAACUAUCAGCGGAUGGCUUCCUGCGAGAGCAGAGGAAGCGAUAAAGCAGAUUGACUAGAGCCACCCAUACACACACUGCCGCCUGUUAGACCACGAAGAAACCGCCAAUCCUCCUUGGCAAAAUCUUUAGCCUCCUCACAAAGCUGCGAACAAUUACCUACAAGUAGUAAUACUUCUAAAAACACGUCUCCUGAAAAAUCACUUUAUAGUCUACCUGAAAUGUUGUCUGAAAGUAGUGAUAACAUAGGCUGCCACGAAGUAGAGAAACCCUCACGUAGAUGCCGUAGCUGCGAAGGCAUAUUAGAAGCCGAGGAACAAAUGCACACACAGCUGUCUUUGCCCACGCCUUUAGAUGCUGCCACACAAACGAAGAGGAAAAGAAAUUUCAUGGACAGAUGCGUGAACAAAGUGAGACUGUGUUGAUUGAUUGGUGUAUCGGUUGUUCAUAAACACAUGAACUAACCAACACGCUGCAGAGUGUGUAUGAUUGGUGACAUUAUUGGACUUUAGUUACAUAUUUAUGUGAAUCUAAUUUUAAAGUACAAAGAUGUGCACAAUGUGUAUAUAUUUUGUGUAUGGCUAUAAUUUAAAAUGUUCAAUGUGUGUGUUAACACAUUGCUAUUGGUAAUCUAAUAAGAUCGUAAUCUCAAUGAGUGCUUGUGAAUUAUUUUAUACUGCUGUAAAACGAGAAGUUAUCACCACCCUGCCAUGUUUGAAGAGCAUCGCACGAGGUGGCGGUAUGAUUGUUAAAUAGGACUGUUUGCUAUUGUAGUACUACCUGUAGCAAAUUGCUUAUCUGACUCUGGUAAUAUUUUAUUAUCUCUCUAUCCUUUCACUCUCUAUAGAUAUUACAAUGAAUUUACUUAUGUCCUAUUUUAUUAUAAAAUUAGUAUCUUGCCAAUGAAGUAUUUGUAAAAAGCAAAAUGUUACGAAAUUAUAAUUCACAUUAUGUGAUAGCUUAGAUCUUCUAUAAUGUAUAAAAUAUUUAAAUAGAUUUCUCGAAAAUAUCGAUAUAUUGCUAGUACCUAUGUACCUAAUGAAUUCAUUUCCGCAUGAAAUAAUUUCCAAACUGAGUAAUAUGUAUUAUUACUUGAACAUGUACAAAAUUUUACUAUAGAUGUAGAUUUUAUUUUAGUCAUUUUAUGAGUUAACCUUAAUAUAAAUCAUUGUACUCCGUCAAACCUUGUAUUUAUGUACUAGCCUAGUUCUAACCACGAAAUAAAUGGCAUUAUUAAAAUAUAAA
This is a messenger RNA of Spodoptera litura, 5412 nucleotides long. It is a transcript of the gene Sarm, whose product is annotated as sterile alpha and armadillo motif. Gene Ontology annotation, molecular function: protein binding; signaling adaptor activity; NAD+ nucleosidase activity. Gene Ontology annotation, cellular component: dendrite. The record is from RefSeq and is a predicted model, not a curated record. Gene Ontology annotation, biological process: negative regulation of MyD88-independent toll-like receptor signaling pathway; signal transduction; response to axon injury. Lineage: Eukaryota; Metazoa; Arthropoda; Insecta; Lepidoptera; Noctuidae.